GCUGUUUGCUCGCUGGCUCUUGGAGCAAGACGGGUUUGCGAUUUCAGUGGCUUGUACUGCGAGUGUUUUAGAGAGGUGGCCAUACCAUCGUUCGUUUCUUUAUAAUUUGUUAUUGUCAAGAGUUGACAGUGGCAAGUAUGCAAGCAGAAUCCGGAAUAGUUCCUGACUUCGAGGUUGGAGAAGAGUUUCAAGAGGAACCAAAAACGUAUUACGAAUUGAAGAGUCAGCCCUUGAAAAAAAACAGUAAUCCUUCAGACCAGCCAUGCUCAUCUUCCAAGCCCCCAUUGGGCUCCUCGACCACAACAUCACGGAUCCUGCUGCGGCAGCAGUUGAUGCGAGAGCAGCUCCAGGAGCAGGAGCGGCGGGAGCAGCAGAGACGCCAGGCCUCCUCCACCUCACAGUACCCCAAGAUCACCGCCGCCCACAAUCGCACGCACGGCCAGACACCGGCCAUCAAUGUCAGCGCUCCUCCCAGCCUGCCCCCCGCAUCCCAGCUGCCCAUGGAGGUGCUGAAGGUGCAAACUCACCUGGAGAACCCCACCAAGUACCACAUCCAGCAGGCCCAGCAGCAGCAGGUGAAGCGCUACCUGGGCAAGAUUGGCUCCCUGCCCUGCCCUAACCAGCCUGCUGACCACGGGGGCAUGCCUCCGGGGCUGGGCAACAGUGCCCCCAACAGCCCCAUGGCCUUACUCACCCUCAACAUCAACUGCGAGAAAGAGAUGGAUGAUGUCAUUGAUGACAUAAUUAGUCUGGAAUCUAGUUAUAACGAUGAUAUCCUUGGAUUAAUGGACCCGCGGCUUCAGAUGGCCAAUACGAUCACUGUCAACACUAACCUCUUGGAUCUGUAUGGUAACCAGGGCAUGCCCCCUCCAGGACUGGCCAUCAACUCCUGCCCCGCCAUCUUGCCCAACAUCAAAAGGGAAUACUCAGUUUCCCAAUCUCCGGCCGUUAUGCACAUGGACAAGUCAGAAUCAUUUGGCAAGUUUGACAACUAUCAGAGGCCUGAAGGGUAUCCUGUAGCAGAGGUCAGGGCAAUGGCAAAGGAAAGACAGAAGAAGGAUAACCAUAAUUUGAUUGAGAGAAGACGGAGGUUUAACAUCAAUGACCGGAUCAAAGAACUGGGAACCAUGAUUCCAAAAUCAAGUGAUCCGGAUAUGCGUUGGAACAAAGGCACCAUUCUCAAGGCGUCGGUGGAUUACAUCAGGAAGCUACAGCGGGAGCAACAGGGGGCCAAAGAGCUGGAGAACAGGCAGAAGAAGCUGGAGCACAUCAAUAGACACCUGAUGAUGCGGAUACAGGAGUUGGAGAUGCAGGCUCGUGCCCAUGGUCUGACCACAGACUCGUCUGCCCUCUGCUCAGCGGAGCUCUCAGCCCGAGGCAUCAAGCAGGAGCCAGCCCUGGGUGAUUUCCACCAGGAUCUGUACCCUGUCGACCCUCAGCACCAACACCGCCCAGCCUGCACUCCAAACCAGGUUCAGUCCACCACCUUGGAGCUCAAUGAUGAAGCCUCUCCCUACACCGAGGGCCACGGGGGAAUCUCAGGCGAGCUCCGGAUGGACGACACCUUGUCCCCGGUGGGAGGGGGAGACCCCCUGCUCUCCUCUGUCUCUCCCGGAGCCUCUAAGGACAGCAGCUGCUCAGGCAGCAUAAGCAUGGAAGAGAACGACCAUGGCUGUUAGCACUCACUGCUGCCCACCCACCUGCAUCUGUAUCUCCAUCCCUCCACCCUGUCCUACUUCAGCCAGCUGCUGGUUGGUUUGUUUGUUGGUUGAUGGUUUUCAGGUGUUGACACAUAUAUAUAUUUAAUUUUUCAGCCCAAUAUUUUGUUUUGUUUAUUUUAUGGUAUCAUUGGGUUCUGAAAGCGUUCAAACUGAAUUUAGUUCAGCUUCUCUUAUGUAUUGAUUUUAAAUACAUUUUUUAUAGUUUAUUUUAAUCGAUCAUGGUCUGAUUUUUAUAUUACUUUGAUGACAAUGAGUCAGGGAGCAAUAUCUGACACGUACCUGUGUAUAGUUAUCAUGGUACUGUAUAUGACAGGCUUAUAAGCAGUUAUAAAACCCUGAUUGAUGAGCUUAUUGCUUUUAAAUCUUAAACAAUGUAAUUCCCUCGGAAUGAAAGCUAAAAAUUGUGGUUAAAUAUAUUUUUGGUGUGAUACACACUACUUGCUUUUUAGCAAGUCUGUUCAGAGCAAUUUGACAGAAGCGAUAAGACAUUAUUUUAAUUACUUUUGUGCUUUACCGUCAUCUUAGAUUGAACUUGAAUGUGACAAUGCCUUAGUCAGAGGAUUUGUAAACAUUUCACAUAUAGUACAGAAUGUGGUCAGUCUACCAAUGUUGUCAGAAAUGCAACAGUGAUUUCAAUACGAGCAGAUUUUGCUUUAUGAAGAUAUUUCUGAUAAUAUGAUGGAAAUGUAUUGCAAGAAAUACUCACUAAGGGCUGGAUUCAAUACGUAUCGUGGACGUAUCAGGGAUGUUAAAAUGUAAAGGUCAUUUCCAAUUGAGCAGACAUAUGCAGCGUUUAACAUGAAUAUAGUCUUUGCGAACGCGGGAACAUUGAAAUUUAAAAGCAAUCAAGCUAUAACACGGAUUUUCCGUGAGAUGGAUUGACUUGCUAUAACAAUCAAGCAGUACCACCACAGACCUUCCGCGAUACGGAUUGAAUUGAGCCCUAAGAAGUGUAUCUCCUAGGAAGAAAAAUACAUUUUGUUUUUAAAUGGUCCAUUUCCUAAAUCAUUUUUGUUUUGUUGUACCCUUGUUAGGAUUUGCCUGUCCAAUAUCCAUUUUGAGGUAUUCCAGAUCUUUUUUAAGUUAUGUGAAUGUGAAUGUUUAUUUUGCCAAGGAAUAUAAGGACACUGCUGUGUUACACACUCUAAACACUGGAAUGACAUCCAUAAAUUGAAAAAUGGUUUGGUUGGUAACCAUUUUUUAAAUGUUUAAAAAAAAUAUGUACUAACAAUAUUAUAUUUAGGGUUUUUAAAUGCAUACAAUUUAUUGUAUGAUUGAUUGUAGUUAUAACUAUAAACUGUACUGUUAAUGUAUAUUUCUACUAUUUAACAACUUAGCAAAAUACUCAAAUAUGCCUUUGAUAAUAACUAUCUACUGUACAUUACACCGCUGUAUUGAGAGCAUGGUUACAGUGCACCCUCAAGUCUGUGGAACUAUGCAAUGAUCACAGUUGUAGCUCAGUAUUGUAGCUCCUGUUUUGCCCAGAAGACAUUAGACACAUUAGGCUGGUCAUCUAUUAUGUUGUAAUGAUUAAUAAGAAGCGGCCAGCAGAAUGAUUUACAUUGAAGUGAAGUGCCUUACAGUUGUUUUUUAAUUUUUCCACAGACCUAUGAGGACUACUAUACACUGGGAUGUUGUUGUUGUUUCUGGUGUUUGGUGCUUCAUGUAUGAAGUGUUGAACUGCAAGGUCCCUAAGGGAAGCAGUAGGAAAGGGCAUUUUGUCAGACAGUAGAAGACCAUGUUAUGGGCCCCCCGUGACAUGGCCUCUAACACUGGACUGUAAGAAUGUCUCUCCAGGCCAUCCGUUUUGUUUGGGAUGUUUUUGAUGCUAGAUUUAUUUAUAUAUUUUUUUAUGUCAGAAUUCCACUCAGAGGGCAAUAAUCAAAAUGUAGUUUUACUGAAUUAUCAGCUUCUUUUUUAUGACCUAUAUUUUUGCUGAAUGUAAUGUACCUCAGUGUUGACUGCCAAAAUGUGUUUCCAAAUUCAAAGUCUAAAAUAUGUAAAGAAAGAAAUAACAUUUGUUUUUUGACAGCUUAGCUGAUGUAGCUUUAUGUAUGGAUGUUUCUUCCUUAUUUAUAGAACGAUAACUUAAGAAGAAUGGCAAUCAGGCAGAAGGUUAAGCUAAGCACAAAAUAGCCCAUGCACUUAAAGGGGCAUUCUCUGAAGUAACAAUCCACUGCAGAAUGGCCCUCAUGGUCAAACUGACCCCAGGUCUGUCUGCUGAUAUCUAGACACAGGCCUGUCAUUCACUCACUGCCCUUUGACUGAACCCAGGUCAGCAUGUCACUGAAUGCAUAGAACUACCAUGUCCGAUAAAAGCAAUGGUGACAGUUGAUUUGAAGCGUAUUAUUUGUAAAUCCACAUUUUCAUUUUGAUCGGGCCCACUACCAUGGCAGUUUGGGUAUGCCACUAACAUUUCAAAGAGCCAUGUUUGUUCACACAUUGAGCAAACUGUCAGCUCUACUCAUUCUAUUUAUAUAGUUCAGAUCGACGCCUCUGCUGAGAUUGCCACUGUAAUCUGAUGACGGCUCUGUUGCCAGGAGAGAUGGAGGUAGUGAUGGUCAUAAACUGGUUAGGGAUGGAUCAGUGAUGUCACGAUCAAGCUCAUUCAUUGGAACUGAGUGUGAAAACUAGUGACAAAUAUGAAAGUCAAUAAAAUAUUGUUACCGGUC
This is a messenger RNA of Oncorhynchus kisutch (coho salmon), 4393 nucleotides long. RefSeq names its product microphthalmia-associated transcription factor-like. The coding region runs from base 138 to 1679 and encodes 513 amino acids. The record is from RefSeq and is a predicted model, not a curated record. Gene Ontology annotation, biological process: regulation of transcription by RNA polymerase II; melanocyte differentiation. The transcript has 10 exons. Gene Ontology annotation, molecular function: RNA polymerase II cis-regulatory region sequence-specific DNA binding; protein dimerization activity; DNA-binding transcription factor activity, RNA polymerase II-specific. NCBI's taxonomy places the organism in Eukaryota, Metazoa, Chordata, Actinopteri, Salmoniformes, Salmonidae. Gene Ontology annotation, cellular component: nucleus.